This is a messenger RNA of Drosophila takahashii, 1558 nucleotides long. It is a transcript of the gene Arr2, whose product is annotated as arrestin 2. Gene Ontology annotation, biological process: signal transduction; G protein-coupled receptor internalization. NCBI's taxonomy places the organism in Eukaryota, Metazoa, Arthropoda, Insecta, Diptera, Drosophilidae. Gene Ontology annotation, cellular component: cytoplasm. The record is from RefSeq and is a predicted model, not a curated record. Gene Ontology annotation, molecular function: G protein-coupled receptor binding.
UUCGCAUUUUCCUCCGCCGAACGGAAAACUCAAUAACGCGCAUCGCUAAAUUAGAAAUUUGCAUCAAAGGAAUCUAGGAGCCAAACAGGAACUCUAAUCCACAAUGGUUGUAUCCGUGAAGGUCUUCAAGAAGGCCACGCCCAACGGCAAGGUUACCUUCUAUCUGGGCCGCCGCGACUUCAUCGACCAUCUGGACUACUGCGAUCCCGUGGACGGGGUCAUCGUGGUGGAACCGGACUACCUGAAGAACAGGAAGGUCUUUGGCCAACUGGCCACCACCUAUCGCUAUGGUCGCGAGGAGGACGAGGUCAUGGGAGUGAAGUUCUCCAAGGAAUUGAUUCUGUCGCGGGAGCAGAUCGUUCCGAUGACCAAUCCGAACAUGGAGAUGACUCCGAUGCAGGAGAAGCUGGUGCGGAAGCUGGGCGUGAAUGCCCAUCCCUUCACCUUCCACUUUCCGCCCAAUUCGCCCAGCUCGGUGACCCUGCAGCAGGAGGGCGACGACAAUGGGAAGCCCCUGGGCGUGGAGUACACCAUCCGGGCCUUUGUGGCCGACUCCGAGGACGAUCGGCAGCACAAGCGCAGCAUGGUCAGUCUGGUGAUCAAGAAGCUCCAGUAUGCUCCCCUUAAUCGAGGACAACGCCUGCCCAGCUCGCUGGUCAGCAAGGGAUUCACCUUCUCCAACGGCAAGAUCAGUUUGGAGGUCACUCUGGAUAGGGAGAUCUACUAUCAUGGCGAGAAGACCGCCGCCACCGUUCAGGUGUCGAACAACUCGAAGAAGUCGGUGAAGAGCAUCAAGUGCUUCAUUGUGCAGCACACCGAGAUCACCAUGGUGAAUGCCCAGUUCAGCAAGCAUGUGGCCCAGCUGGAGACCAAGGAGGGCUGCCCCAUCACCCCGGGCGCCAAUCUGACCAAGACCUUCUACCUGAUUCCCCUGGCGGCCAACAACAAGGAUCGUCAUGGUAUUGCCCUGGAUGGUCACCUCAAGGACGAGGACGUCAAUCUGGCCUCAUCCACCAUGGUGCAGGAGGGCAAGUCCACUGGAGAUGCCUGUGGUAUUGUCAUCUCGUACUCGGUGCGCAUCAAGCUGAACUGCGGCACUCUGGGCGGCGAAAUGCAGACGGAUGUGCCCUUCAAACUGCUCCAACCGGCACCGGGAACCAUUGAGAAGAAGCGCUCGAACGCCAUGAAGAAGAUGAAGUCCAUCGAACAGCACCGCAAUGUGAAGGGCUAUUACCAGGACGACGAUGACAAUAUUGUUUUCGAGGACUUUGCCAAGAUGCGCAUGAACAACGUCAACAUGGCCGACUAAUCAUUAUCUAUAGCUUUGUUGUGAACCGGAAAACGGAACCGAAUUUAACCAAACCGAAUCGAAAGCACUGAAAACUUGUUGCAGCAGUCUCUCGUGGAGGCCACAAUCUUUGUAUUAUAACCGUAUCUCUAUAACGCUCUCUGUGUAGUAACUUUGGUGGAUCUGGAGUUUGUACCCGUACAUAUGCAUGUUGAAGUGUUGAACCGACCUCGUGUCCCUACUAUAUUAUAAAUGUGUUAUGCCUAACUA